This is a messenger RNA of Lymnaea stagnalis (great pond snail), 10066 nucleotides long. The record is from the annotation of a GenBank genome assembly. Lineage: Eukaryota; Metazoa; Mollusca; Gastropoda; Lymnaeidae.
ACAUGACACCGUAGUGAGACAAGCAAAAGCUUAUCAAAUAAGAAGUAUAAGAAGUAUCAAAAUUCAUCAAUUAUGAUUCAAAUAAUCUCCAGCAUCAAUUGUAAAAAAAAAAGAAAUUGUUAUAAUAUCUUUAAUUUCAUUAAUUAAUGGUUGAAUUAACCAUAGUGUGAGAUAACUCUAAUAUUAUCAGACUUAGUACUUUUAUUUUUAUUAGUCCCAUAUAAUUCAAAUUUUAAUUACAUAUAAUAUAAAUUAAAAUAAUAUUCGUAUUUUAUUAUUAUUAAUUUUAUAUAAAUUUAAAAAAAAUUAUAAGUAAUAUAAUGGCCGGAUACAACUAAUUACUAACUACUAUUGGUAAGGUACGUUCACACUCCAUGGAUUUAUUUGAAGGCAUAAAUCUCAGGUUUGAAUCCAUGUUGAGAAUCCACCAAGUCCACUGCUAUUUAUUGAUGGCUUACAAUCUCCAGAAACUCUCUUGACUCUUGAGAAACUCAUGACUCUUGAGAAACUCAUGACUGACACUGACAGAGAUAUCAAAAGUCGUGUUCACAAUGCUUCUGACCCUGAAGUGGCUCAUCAAAUGAAUAAAAUUGUCUUUUUUCAUUUAAACGUGCCAUACAAAAAGAAAGGAUAAAUAAUAAUUUUAGUGUUGUAUAUAAAAUAUAUCUGCAUCAUGAUCACAAAUCACUACAAUUGCAAGCAGGGGGGCUAGGAUGGGGUUAGUGGUAAGGAUGGUAAUGAGGUGAACAGUUUGUAAUAUAUAUUAUAUAGUAGGGCCUAUAGGUCAUGGAGGCUGGAGGUUCCCUGGCCCCAAGUCAACUACCAGCCAUAGUUCCAUAUUCAAAAAAUUUUGAUCUAUAGCUUUGUCUUUACCAGUAUUUGUUACCCUGUACAAGUUUUUCUUCCCUGUUAAUUUUGUCUUGAAAUUGGGGAGAGGUCUCCCAGCCCAGAAAAUUAUGGUAAAAAGUCCAGUGAAAUGUUAACAUGAUAGAAAUGAAUAGCAUAUGAGUACCGGUAUCUCAAUUUUCAACCAAUCAAAAUUAAAAGACAGCACCUUUAGCGCAUAUUUCUUUUUUAAAUUUGUGUAUUUUGGGCUGUGGUAUCAGCAAGGAUGUGUUCCUUUUUUCGUUUCUUUUUAACAUUGUGAGUUGAAUUUUUAUAUAAACGAAUGGAACUUCUUAUUUCAAUAUUUCUCUAUUUGUCAUCAGAUUUAGCCUAUGUCACAAAUAAUGCUCAGGGAAGAAUGGGAAAGUUAUCAUAUACACUGUUCAGCUCAAUCAAUUGGUCUGUUCACCUUAAGUCCAGUAUUGAGAUUUCCCAAAGUGUGGUCACAGCGCUUAGGGUAGACAGCUCUUGGCAAAACACAUACCGCUAAUUCAAUCUUUACCAGGCAGGGCUGAAACUGGAAGUUAACAACCAAUAAAAUAAUUUUAAAAUACAAAUAAAGAGAAAAGAAGAAAAAGCAGGGAACCAUUUAAAUAAGAAAACACACUUUUGAAAAAGUAAAUCAAUUCAAAUACGGUAUCUAGGGGCCUUAAUAAAAGAAAGAAAUUAAUUACUAACAGAAAUAAAGGAAAGAAUAUUGGCUGCAAACAGGGAAUACUUCAGUAAUCACAAAAUGCUAAAAAAAUAAAAACAUAACCGCUACAAGAAAAACAAAGAAAACUAUUUAUGUAACUUUUUAAGACCAGAAUCAACAUACGCCAUUAAAACUUGGACCCUCGCAAAAAACAGUAGUAAACUUAUUUAACACAUGGGAAAGAAAAGUUAUCCUGAAAAUAUAUAGAUAAACUUAGAAUAAAUAUGGAUGGAGAAAACAAACCAACUACGAAUUGUAUGGACUCUAACUGGAUCCCUGGCUAGAAGUAGCAGAAAAAAAAAAAAAAAGGCAGGCUACGCUGGGCUAGAUACUAGAUAAGAUAGAAUGCCAAAUAACAGGAGUGAAGAGGGCACACCAAUCAAACCACAGAAAUAAAAUGUAUCAAAGGCAGACCUAGGCUUCAAUGCAUAAAUGAUGUGGAAACAGAUCUACAACAGCUGGAAAUCCAAGCUUGUAAAAUAUAUGUAUUAUGUCUGAUUUGAAAAAAGUGGUAAAGCAGGGCAAAGCCUUACAUGGACAGUAAUGCCACAGGGAUGGAUGUAAUAUAACUGAUGAUAAACACUGUUGUAUGUGGGUGCAGAGAAGUAGCUACCCUGUAUUUUAAGGCACUUACCAUUAAUUAAUUAGGAUCAAGUUAGGAAAAUCUCUACAUUUUACUGAACAACCUCUCAGGUGGGAAAAAAUAUCUUUAAAAAAAUUUUAAGCUAAGUCCAUUUUAUCUAUCCAUUUUGGGGCAUCUAUCGAAUACAACAAAUAAUUUUUAAUAAGCCCUAUCAGCUGAUGACAAAGCAUGCUGAAUGAUAAAAAUAUGAUGGGAUUGUGUCAGUAUACUGCCAGCUGACGAUAUAAUGAACCUCUCAGCAAACCUUUGAAAAUGAAACUUGUGGGCUCAAUGUUUUAUACAGAGAGUAGAAGAUGGUCACAGAAAUCUUGUGAUUUGUGUUGCUACAGCAUACCCAGCUGGAAAUCUCUGUAACAAAUCUGAAUUGUGAAUGUACAAAAAAGUCUAAAGCCUACAAAAAGACAUUAAAAAAAAAUAUUUUUAAAUUUAGAAGAGUUUUCAACAACAUGUGCACCAAGACUAUAAUUUCUAUAUCAUAAAAUAUUGCUUUCACCAAAAAUGAUUAGGACAUUUAUUUUACUUGGUAAAACAUUUGCUUAUUAAUAGUGGGCUUACAUGAUGUCUGGCACAUGAAGUCAGUCGAGUCUCAUGAUGAAACCUAGGCCCACUAGGCCUACCUUCACCACUCUAGUAAGACUAGUAGUAGAGAAAGUAACUCAUAGUCCUCAAAGUCAAAGUGGUUUAUUUUCAACUUCAAAGUUAAUUUUCAAAUAUAUUGUUAGUUUUUUGUUUUUUAAAAUAAAUAUUUGAAGUUGUUUAACCAACAAUAACAAGUUUAGUCCCAAGAUAUAUAUAUAUUUUUUUAAUGAACUCUUAAUUUCUCCAAUGCAUCUUUUCAAAGUUUAAAUUUUCACUACCUGUAAUGAAAACAAGAGAUGGAUAUUAACGACAAUAAAGACUCCUUGGAAGAUUAUUCCCUAGACAGAUCUUCGGAAGAAAUGAAUGAUCUGAUAAGCAAUAAUGGAGUAAGUGUCUCAAGUCUUUAUUUGAUAUCUUUAUUGUGUGCUGUCGUCUUGUUCUUAAUAUAUAUUUUACAUGCUCAUUUUAUGAUAUACAUAUUUAAUGAGAAAAAACAACAGAAAACUGCUUAAAUUGUUAAAAUAUACUAGUUGUUAGGGGACCCAUUGACAUUAACUCAAUGUACAGGUAUAAAAUUAUAAUGAAUGAGAAUGUCCAGUUCAGUUUAUUAAUGAAAGGUAGACCUUUAUAUUUUGAAGAGUUUUAUUACAUUUCCCUUUUUUUUACUGAAUUUCACACAACAUUUAUGUAACAAAUAUGAAAUGUAGGUUGUUCUUUUGGCCUGACAUAUUUGACAACAUUUAUUAUAGGCAAUGUGCAUAAAUGAAUUACUGUUUAAAUCUGUUGUGGUUUAUUUCUAUUUUCUAUGCAGGCUUUCUGCACAAAAAAAAACAACAAAAAAGGUGGUUUACCAGCCCCAUAAUGCUACACAUGUACAAUAUUGCCGAGACAUUUAAUGAAUACUUUAUUUAAUUUUUUAUUUGCAGGAAUGGGAAUAUGCUAUGAGACGAGAAAUGCAGGUAUGGUGGAAAAUAUUGAUUAAAAUUUAAAUUUAAAAUGAAUUAUUCCAGUUGAUAAAAAAACAGCUUGACAUUUGAAAGAUAUUUCCUAAUUCUAAUAACAGCAUUUGAGUUUGAGAUUUUUAAAAAAAAUUAAUAAUUUACACAGGAGCUAAGCAUUUUUUCCACAUGGCAAGUGUAAAUAGAAUCUGGUGUCUAAGCUAUCUGUGUGAUAUUUUCAAAUUAAAAAUUAAAAAUACCUUUUAAAUCCCUUGAUUGUUGCUUAUUACAAAAAUAUUAAUGGCAAAAGUAAGCCUUACAUUUGCAUAUGAAUCACUUCUUUUAUAGAGAUGGAGACAGAUGCUUGACGAUUGGUUACUUUUAAAGAUUUUGCUCCUUUACUUUAACAAAUAAUAAAAUGUAUUAUAUUUAUAUGUAAAAUAUUGAUAAUUUAACUAAAUUUGUAAAAUUCCAAAUCUCUUUCAUAUUCUAAAGGAAAUCAUUCCAGGAUUGUUUCUUGGUCCUUACGCUUCAGCAAUGAAAUCAAAGGUAUUAAAUGUGGAGAUCAAUGGUAUUUUAAUUAAUAAAAACCCACCUAAAGUUGGUUAAUUUUCCCCACUAAAGUGCAUUUAAAAAAUAAUGUGUGUCUCUGAUAGCCUGUGUGGUUAACUUUAAUUAAUGUAUGUCUCUGGUAGAUACACUGUUUUUUUUCCUUUAAUUAAUGUAUGUCUCUGGUAGGUACACUGUAUUGUUUACCAUGAUUAAUGUGUGCCUCUGGUUGACGUUAUUGUUUACUUUGAUUAAUGUGUGUCUGGUAGACUGUAUGGUUUACUUUAAUUAAUAUGUUUGCCUAGUUGACUGUAUGACCUACUUUGAUUAAUGUGUGUCUCUGGUUGACUGUAUGGUUUACUUUGAUUAAUGUGUGUCUCUGUUUGACUGUAGAGUUCAUUUUGUUUUUCAUUUUUUAAAAUCAACAAUCAUUGGUGUGACUUGACAUAUUUACUACAUUUUUUAAAUCUCUGCACUGCUCACCACUGUUUCCCAAAAUACAAUGUCUAUUAUCUAUAUUAUUAUAUAUAUAACUAUGUCACCCUUCCUCUUCCUAUAUAACAUUUCACAGCUCGAUACACUACUGAACACAGGGAUCACCCACAUAGUUUGCAUCAGGCAGUCCAUAGAAGCCAAUUUUGUCAGGCCAAACUUUCCACAUCAAUUCAGGUACACAUUUGCAGUAUGCUCUUUGCUAUAGUAAAUUUAAAAAAUGCGGUGUAAAUACUACAUUUCUUUAGAAAGUGGUGGGUGUCAUGUGACAGUUCUUCAAUAUACUUUUGCAAAAGUUUCCUUAUUUAUGAAUUUUUUUAAAGAAAAGAAAUGUCAGUCCCACUCUUAAAAUUAAGCAUCAAUCAAUGGAAGGCACUAAGUUUAUCCUUGUUGUCCAUCAUGUGCUUUUAGUGUUUUGUCAUUUUCAUUUACUCAUAGGCAUACAAAAUAGAUAUUUUGUUAACUUUCACUGAACCAAAUAAACCAGAUAAAUUACUAAUGUUGAUCAGCCUCGUAUGGCUUGUAAAUAAUCAUUCUUACAUUUACAUGGGCAUUAAAGGCUUUCUUGUUGUAUCAGGUACCUGGUAUUGGACAUGGCUGACUGUCCAACAGAAAACAUUAUCAAGUACUUUAGACAAGUAAGAGGAUUUUUUUUUUUUUUGUGUGGUAAAUUGCUCAAAGCCAUGAUUUUUUUUUUCAGCAUUUGCUCCUAUUCUAAUUUCAAUAAACAUAGCCGUCCCAUUCAAUUCAAGGUGGAUUUGUUUUUUUUUUUUUUGGUUUUUUUAACCCCUCCUGUUUUUAUUUUGGUUCUAAUUUAUUAAUAACUAUCAUUUUUUAAAAUUAAUUACAAAAUUUAAUACAUUUUUAUUUUUUUUUUUUUUGUUUGGUAAAUUGCUCAAAGCCAUGAUUUUUUUUUUCAGCAUUUGCUCCUAUUCUAAUUUCAAUAAACAUAGCCGUCCCAUUCAAUUCAAGGUGGAUUUGUUUUUUUUUUUGUUGGUUUUUUUAACCCCUCCUGUUUCUAUGUUGGUUCUAAUUUAGUAAUAACUAUCAUUUUUCAAAAUUAAUUACAAAAUUUAAUACAUUUUUGAGUACACUCUUUUCAUUACCUAAUGGAAUGAUCAAAGCUUGGUGUUGUGGGAUAACAUUUUCCCAAACGAAAUCUCAAUGAAAAAAAUGACUUCAUUUUAUUUUUUUAAAAUCAAAAGCUGCAAGAGUUGAGGUUUUAAAUUAAUCUGCUAACUAUGUUGUGUUUUUUUUAGACUAAAGAAUUUAUUGAUGAGUGCCUGGACAAUGGAGGCAAAGUUCUUGUUCAUGGCAACGGUGGAAUUUCUCGAAGGUAAUUUUAAAAAAAACAACCUUUGGUCAGUUUCUUGAGACGUAGGCAUAAUCAAAAACUAUUUUCUGCACAUGUUUUUGAAAAAUAAAAUUUUCCUGUGUUUUUUUUUUUUUUAAAUACAUGUAACUGUGUUAAGUCGUGUCAGUUUUAAGGGUUAUAAUAAUUUCUAAAAUAAUUUAAAUAUCUGAAAAGAUUUAUAAGCCCAUGUCAUUGUAAAGAUGCAGUUUGUUUAACUAGUCUGUAUUUCUUGCAGUGCUGCUGUAGUUAUUGCUUAUGUUAUGGAAAAAUGCUCUCUGACAUCAAGGUAUCUUAGCAAUUGAUACAUUUUUUUUUCUGUAGUAAUUGAAUAAGAGGAUAUUAUUGGAGAUUAUUUAACUCAUAAAUUCCUCUCAUUGCAACAUGUAUGCUAUUUUUAUAUUAAACUUAAACCCUCUUUGCACAGGCUAUAAACCUAAACCUUCUUUGCACAGGCUAUAAACAGUUUAAUUUUGUCUCUAAGAUUAUCAGGUGUUUGUGGGAUUGCAUGUUAGCUUUUGUCAUUUUAUUUUCCAAAACUUAAUUUCAAAGACAAUUAAUUUUAUGAUACCAGUAGCAGCAUCAUUUAGUUGCAAUAUAAAAUAAGAUUUGUUUUAUAAAGCUUAUCUCUUAAAAAUUCCAUACACUUCUUUGUCCUACUUAGAUUGGGUAGGGUUGGCAUAUUAUUAUUGAUAGAUUUUAUUAAUUUUAUUAUUUACAUGAUUUGUGCAUGUUCAUUUAUCAUCUUGGCCUGAUUUCAGAGAAGCAAUCUCAUGUGUUCGCAACAGACGAUUUUGCAUCAGCUUAAAUGAGGGAUUUUUACAUCAACUUACAGUUAGUUCUCUUUCUUCUUCUAUAUAUUCAGAGCCCACGAUCCAUGUAUUGAUCAUUCUGGCUCCUAUGCAUGUAGAGGGAUUCGUUUUGUUGCUUAAGAGCUCCUUUCUUUUUUUAACAAUUUAUUUGGGGUAGUGCUAAGACUUAGAGUCUGAAAUUUAUGAUGUCAGAAGCACUGUAAGAGUUUUUAACUAGCUUAAACCUUGAUUACCAAGGCUUCUUUGACAAUCUAUUUGAUAUUUCUCCCAACAGGAGUAUGAACACAUCUACAAAGCCCAGUCACUGACUUACAUUUCUGAUGCAGCAGCACAAAACCUGUCUGGUAAUUUAUUUACUUGAAUGAAUGUGAUUUUUGUACAUCUCUUGUAAGACUUGCCGUGCUGAAAUGUGUUGGAUAUUUUAGCAGCAGACGUUUUGGAUUUCAUAAAUAAAAGCUUCAAAAUUUGUUGCAAUCAAGUUCUGCUGUUUAAAAAUUAAUCCUUUCAAGACAAUUGUAUGGAGUAAUGGUAUUAAAAAAAACAACUAUAUUAUUGUACCUUGGAUGAUAAAAAUUGCCUCUGUUGUUUGUUUUGUUUCACUUUAAAAAAAAACGUUUUAAAAAAACAACAUUUAUUUCUGUGAAGCUAUAAUGUGUCUAAAAACAUUUUUUUUAUUAUCAUACAAUUUUCUGCACAUGUGACAUUGUUGUUUUGUUGGGACAUAAUUGAUAGAGACUAUAAUUUCAGAGCCGUUCUUAGGAUUUUGGGGGCCCUAGGCAUGGAGCGUAGGUAGGGGUACCUGGAAGGGCGCGUCCGGGGGGGGGGGAAGAGCUCUCCUGGAGCUGAGAAGAAAACAGAAUUGUGAAGUUACAAAAUAGACCUCAGACGAGAGAUUUAUAUAUAUGUAUACACAUGGAAUUGCAAGUUGUAAGCUAAAAAAAACAAAAAAACAUAAUUGAUAGAGACUAUAAUUUCAGAGCCGUUCUUAGGAUUUUGGGGGCCCUAGGCAUGGAGCGUAGGUAGGGGUACCUGGAAGGGCGCGUCCGGGGGGGGGGGGAAGAGCUCUCCUGGAGCUGAGAAGAAAACAGAAUUGUGAAGUUACAAAAUAGACCUCAGACGAGAGAUUUAUAUAUAUGUAUACACAUGGACUUGCAAGUUGUAAGCUAAAAAAAACAAAAAAGCACCUUGCCAGUGGGGCCCUAGGCAGUUGCCUAGUUUGCCUGUGCCUUAGAACGACUCUGAUAAUUUAUUCAUUUAGACAAAAUUUUGUAACCCUUAAGCUUACAAAGUCAUCUCCGCCUGGCUGUAGAAGUUCACUUUGUUAUCUAUCAUUUCAGCUAAAAGAAAGAGAGUUGAGAUGGACAUGGAAAACUCGCAUUCCUCUCAGACCUUCUCAUGAUGUUCAAUCACCUGCUCAUCCCAGCCGACAUUCAGCACAACAUGAGAUCAUCAUAGGCCACAGCAAAUGCAACAAGUUCUGAAACCAUCUCAUACUGCUCCAGAUAGAGCAACACUAGAAUUGAUUUCAAUUUCAAACAACAUUAUGCACAAACAUUUUUUUUUUAAUUGCAUCUUUGGCCACUUCAGAUACAACAUUUGGUCCCCCUUAGACAACUUCAGAUAAAACACUUUGGUCCCCCUUAGACAACUUCAGAUAAAACACUUUGGUCCACCUUAGACAACUUCAGAUAAAACACUUUGGUCCACAUUAGAAACUUCAGAUAAAACACUUGGAUACACCCUAGACAACUUCAGAUAACUUGAGUCCAUCCUCUACAGCUACAGAUUUAUCAGUGGAGUCCAAACAAGCAAGUAUUGAAUUCCCCAUCGGUAGAUUGCUAUGACACAGAUAAGAUUUGUUGUGAUAAUUAACAGUAAACACUGGGUGAAGCUGUACAUGUUAAUUUUGUUAGUGUUGUGACAUUUUCAUUUAUUACAAUUGUAUUUUGUAUUGUGUUAGUGGUGAAUUCAAGCCUGUCUCAGGGCGAUGUCACUGGUGAUUAAAUCUGUGCCAACUCUCAAGAUUGUGUCACUAGUGAAAGUGCAUGUCAAUUCUCAGGAUGAUGUCACUUGUGAAUAAAUUCAUGCCAAGUCUCAGGAUGUCACUUGUGAAUGCAACGUCUCAGGAAUAUGUCACUAGUGAAUACAUUUAUCCUUGUCUCAGGAUGAUUUUUCCGGUGAACAAAAAUAUUGCUGUCUCAUUUGGAUGCCAGUAACUAAUAAAUUAAUCUUUGUCUCAGGAUGAUGUCACUAGUGAAUAAGUUCACCCCUGUCUCAGGGAGAUGUCUCCAGUAUAAAAAAAAAAUGCAUGCUUGUCUCAGCUUGAAGUCCCUAGAUGAUAAAUUCAUGCCUGCCUCAGGAUGAUAUCACCAGCGAACGAAUUCGGGAUAAUGUCAGCAGUGGUUUCUGUCAUAGAUUCUUUCUUACUUUCUUACAUUGUUCACUCUCUUAUCAUUGAAAUGAAGGGGUAAAAUGUUACAUCAACACAAAGCAAUCAAAUAAUAUUUCCUAACAUCCUGUCACAGACCAUCUCUUCCAUUUGAAAUGCCACACACUUCACUUAAUCUUGGCAGAUGAGACUAGGAUCAUAAUGUUAUUUAAUCCAUUUCAUUUGUGAGACAUUCACAUAAUGAUAGAUAACUGUGGAUAGAUUAUUUUUCUUCUGUUGCCAUUUGAUAGAAUGUUCAUUGCCUGUUGCCUUUUUUUAAAUCAAUGAACAGAAAUAUGUCAAAUAUAUAAGACUGUCUGGUAGAGCUGUUUAAUGGCCAGAAAAAGCUUUGUGGUUAUAGAGUUUUAAAAAAAAUGCAAGUUAUGUCAAGAAAGUUCAGCACACCAAAAUAGCAAUAAAUAAUUUAUUUAGUUUUAUUAUCAGUGUUCCUUAUAAAUAAAUGCUACAAUUGUGGAACUCUCUGACCCACUUAAGUUUCUUUAUUUAUCUUGUUGCAUUUCUUAAUGAAUUUAAAUUUGUUUGUGGUUGUGUUUGCCAGCAACAGUUAUCAACUUUCUUUUAAACCUGCAAUUCAAUUUUUUAAUUUUUUUUUUAACUUCCAAACUGGACCAACACUUACUGGUGGACACCUUUAACUGUAACUUUUGUAACUAUUUGCUUGGUAGUCGCAGGUA